Serpula lacrymans var. lacrymans S7.9 is the source of this 894-nucleotide messenger RNA. RefSeq lists its product as uncharacterized. Gene Ontology annotation, cellular component: cytosol; mitochondrion. The record is from RefSeq and is a predicted model, not a curated record. NCBI's taxonomy places the organism in Eukaryota, Fungi, Basidiomycota, Agaricomycetes, Boletales, Serpulaceae. The transcript is spliced from 4 exons. Bases 156 to 557 code for a protein of 133 amino acids. Gene Ontology annotation, molecular function: deaminase activity.
GGUCUAAAGUUGUCAUAUUUCUGCCAGCCAUCAUGAUAAGAAACGGUACACGCGUGUUUCGAUCAGUUUCAACGCCUAGUGCUUUUCUCAGAUCACACCCAAGCUCACGAUUAUCUAGACUUGCUCCCGUUCCAUCUGUAUCUCUAGCAAGAAACAUGUCUACCACAACGCACUCGUCUCUAUCUGUCGUAUCUACUCCACACGCACCUGCUGCCCUUGGUCCCUACUCUCAGGGUAUCAAGUGUGGAGACUUGCUCUUCGUUUCUGGAUGUGUACCUCUCGACCCCGUUACUGCACAGACCGUCGAAGGCGGCGUUUCCGCACAAACGGAGCGAGCGCUCACCAGUCUCAAGGCUGUAGUGGAAGCUGCCGGGAGUGAGCUGGGCAAGGUCGUCAAAACCACGGUUUUCCUGAAGUCCAUGGACGACUUUGUUGCCAUGAACACGGUUUACAGCAAAAUCUUUGGUGACCACAAGCCAGCGAGAUCUGCCGUUGAAGUUGCAAGGCUUCCCAGGGAUGUGUUGGUUGAGGUCGAAUGCAUUGCUAGCUUGAAGUAGGUGUUGUGUCGAUGCACUAUGAUGAAGUGGAAUACCGUUCAAGUUGUACGAUAUCGAUGGCGAGGAGAAAUAUAAGAACAUUUAGACCGCUUUACUUGUAUAAGAUUUGGAAAGGGACUAAAACUAAGCAUGUUCGACGUCUAUCAGCACUUUUGUACGUUUUUGCUGUCACCAGGCAUAGUAUCAUGAUUAGUUCCAGAUUUUGGUGUCUCAAUGUUUUCGUUUUUGAUAUCAACAACGCAACCUUGAUUUCGGAGCAUUUUCUGCAACAGGAAUCACCAUUCUACAUCAAAAAUUUUGUUGUGCACUGUGAAAACUAAAUUCCUGUAAAUAUUUU